Molecule: messenger RNA, 3594 nt
Organism: Talaromyces marneffei
Lineage: Eukaryota; Fungi; Ascomycota; Eurotiomycetes; Eurotiales; Trichocomaceae
Exons: 5
Coding region: 1-3594 (1197 amino acids)
Biological process (GO): mismatch repair
Cellular component (GO): nucleus; MutSalpha complex
Molecular function (GO): ATP binding; mismatched DNA binding; ATP-dependent DNA damage sensor activity
Source: RefSeq, a predicted model, not a curated record
AUGGCCAAAGGAAGCGGCGCCGCUUCCUCACCUCCUGCCGCAUCAACACCUGCUUUGAAGCGUUCGACUUCCAGCACGCAGAACAUGAAGAACCAGCGGUCAAUCUUGGGAUUCUUCCAAAAAUCUUCUCCGGCUACUCCUUCGACAGCACCGCGCAAAGCACCACCGCCGGCAGAACCUGCGUCAUCCCCGGCACAACGCGCCGCCGAUACCAAGUCGUCUAUCAAGAAGAAGCCUGCACAAAACUUGACGCCGGCGCCGAGUAGUGAUGUGAUUGAGCCGGAUGAGGAUGACUCGGCUACCCCGAAGGUCAGCAAAAAUGCACAAGACGAUCAAUCCUUAACCCCGUCGAGGAGGACGAAGAAGAAGGUAAACUAUAUGGAAUCCGAUAGCGAAGGGGUGGACGAUGACGAAGAAAUAUUCCGACCCCAGCCGUCUCGAAAGAGACGUAGGCCAGCCAUUGAAAGUGAAGAUGAGUUUCAGGAUGAUGGAAAAGAUGCUCAUAUGUCUGAAGACGAAAUGGAUGAUUUCAUUGUGGAUGAAUCGGAAGAAGAUGCUCGCCCAAACAAAAAGAGAAAGAAAGCGGCCGCGAGACCUGCGCAACGCAGUAAAUCCUCGACCGAAGAGCCCGUCCGCCCGGCGGAUGCGGAUUUUGACUUGGACAUUCCUGAAGCGACAGCAGGAGGUACUGCACAGAAAUGGACAUAUGAUCCAGAAAACACAGAACCCCGACAAGAGCGACAACAACGAGAACCCUCAUCAAACGGAACAACAAAGCGCAAAGAAAAGGCACAUGAAACCGAGCCGGAGAAAAGAUAUCCGUGGCUGGCUAAUAUCAUGGACAUGGACAAAAACCCACCUGGCCAUCCUGACUACGACCCUCGUAACAUUUAUAUUCCACCUUUGGCGUGGAGUAAAUUCUCACCAUUUGAGAAACAGUACUGGGAGAUCAAGCAGAAAUUCUGGGACACUAUUGUCUUCUUCAAGAAGGGCAAGUUCUAUGAGCUAUACGAGAACGAUGCUACCAUCGGGCAUCAGCUGUUCGAUCUAAAACUUACCGAUCGAGUGAACAUGCGUAUGGUCGGGGUACCUGAGAUGAGUCUAGACCACUGGGCAAAUCAAUUCGUGGCCAAAGGUUACAAGAUUGCACGGGUUGAUCAAUCAGAGUCUGCAUUGGGCAAGGAGAUGCGUGAGCGCGACGAUAAAAAGGCUAAAGUUGGCAAGGAAGACAAGAUUAUCAAGCGAGAAUUGGCGUGUGUUCUUACCGCUGGAACACUAGUUGAAGGCUCUAUGCUUCAAGAUGACAUGUCAACAUACUGUGUUGCUAUCAAAGAGAUUAUACUCGAUGGACUGCCGGCCUUUGGUAUUGCAUUCGUCGAUACCGCCACUGGUCAAUUCUACCUCUCCGAGUUCAAAGAUGAUGCGGACAUGACCAAGUUUGAGACCUUCGUCGCCCAGACGCGACCUCAGGAGUUGUUGUUGGAGAAAUCUGCUGUCAGCCAGAAAGCGAUGCGUAUUCUGAAGAACAACACAGGUCCUACAACCCUUUGGAAUCAUCUCAAACCAGGCAAGGAGUUCUGGGAAGCCGAUAUUGCGGUGCGAGAACUGGAUGCUUCGGACUACUUCGUUUCCCCAGACAGUGAUAAUAUCAAUGCCUGGCCUCAAGUUUUGCGUGAGGCUCGCGAAAAAGAAAAUGCCAUGUCGGCAUUUGGUGCAUUGGUUCAGUAUCUCAGGGUCCUCAAGCUUGAUCGUGAUCUGAUUUCCAUUGGCAACUUUACAUGGUAUGAUCCAAUCCGCAAGGCUACGAGCUUAGUUCUAGAUGGCCAAACUCUGAUCAAUCUGGAAAUAUUUGCCAACUCAUUCGAUGGUGGUUCUGAGGGAACCUUGUUUCAGCUUCUUAACCGCUGCAUCACCCCGUUCGGCAAGCGCAUGUUCAAGCAAUGGGUUUGCCAUCCAUUGGUGGAUAUUGACAAGAUUAACGCUCGCUUUGAUGCGGUCGAUGCCUUGAAUGCUGAUUCGACUAUCCGUGACCAAUUCUCGUCCCAACUAACGAAGAUGCCAGAUUUGGAACGACUGAUAUCUCGUAUCCACGCUGGUGCUUGCAAGGGACAAGAUUUUCUACGUGUUCUUGAAGGCUUUGAGCAGAUCGAAUAUACUAUGGGCUUGUUGAAAGACCUUGGAUCUGGCGAAGGACUUAUUGGCAAGCUUGUCUCGUCUAUGCCAGACUUGGUGUCGCCACUUGAAUACUGGAAGACUGCCUUUGAUCGACUCAAAGCUAAGGAGAAUGGCAUACUCGUUCCCGAACAAGGAAUUGAGGAGGACUUUGAUGCUUCCCAAGCGACCAUUGAACAGAUACAUCGCGAUCUGGAAAAUCUUCUUAAGCAGGCUCGUCGUGAUCUUGGAUCGACCGCCAUCUGUUACAGGGAUAAUGGCAAAGAGAUCUACCAACUCGAGGUCCCAAUCAAGGUCAAGAAUAUUCCCAAGACUUGGGAUCAGAUGUCGGCAACGAAACAAGUCAAACGUUACUAUUUCCCUGAACUGCGAGCACUAAUCCGCAAGCUUCAGGAGGCACAAGAGACCCACAGUCAAAUCGUGAAGGAAGUCGCGGGCCGAUUCUAUGCACGUUUCGAUGAGGACUAUGAGACUUGGUUGAAGUCAAUUAGAAUUGUAGCACAAUUGGACUGUCUGAUUAGUCUGGCCAAAGCUUCGUCGUCUCUUGGACAACCAAGCUGUAGACCUGAGUUUGUGGAUAGUGAGCGGAGUGUGCUUGAAUUUGAAGAGCUCCGACACCCAUGUAUGUUGCAGAAUGUGACAGACUUUAUUCCCAACGACGUGCAGCUUGGGGGUGAUAAGGCCAGUAUCAAUCUGUUGACUGGCGCAAAUGCAGCCGGUAAAUCCACAAUUCUUCGUAUGACCUGUGUUGCUGUCAUUAUGGCUCAGGUUGGCUGCUACAUACCAUGUCAGAGCGCUCGUCUCACUCCCGUCGACCGAAUCAUGUCUCGACUCGGUGCAAACGACAACAUCUUUGCAGCUCAAUCAACCUUCUUUGUUGAGCUGUCUGAAACGAAGAAGAUUCUUUCCGAAGCAACACCUAAAUCAUUGGUGAUUCUCGACGAGCUCGGUCGUGGUACCAGCUCAUACGACGGUGUAGCCGUCGCUCAAGCCGUAUUGCAUCACAUCGCAACCCAUGUCGGAUCACUCGGCUUCUUUGCAACCCAUUAUCAUUCUCUUGCAGCCGAAUUCGAGAACCACCCCGAAAUAUCCCCGAAACGAAUGCGCAUCCACGUCGACGACGAAGAACGACGCGUCACCUUCCUCUACAAACUAGAAGAUGGCGUAGCCGAAGGAAGUUUCGGUAUGCACUGUGCUUCGAUGUGCGGUAUCCCCAACAAAGUGAUUGAGAAUGCAGAGAACGCUGCAAAACAAUGGGAGCACACGAGCCGAUUGACGGAGAGUCUUGAACGUCGUAAAGGCGGUGGUCUCGUCGGACUCGGGUGGUGGAGUGAUGUAGCCUGGAUGCUCCGCGAGGGCGACAAUGUCGAUGUAUCCGAUCGAGGACUGGAGAUUCUUCGCAAGGCUAUUGAGACGUUGUAA